UGAAAAAUUUUCAUUGGAUCAGCUUCAAAAUGGAAAUAUAUUGGAAAAUAUAAAAUAAGGGAUUAGUGAACAAACUCAAGUGUAAAACUCUUAAUCUAGAUGUUUAGCUCGUUUGAUAAAUGUUUUAAUUUGAAAACGAUCAAAAUGCUGCCUUUUUGUCGACAGGCUGAAUUAAUGGGAAUACAUUUGGAAGAAAACACGAUGAAAUUCAAGGUUUUCACCGAGUGCGUUUUGUGCUGAAAAUUUUUGGUAACAAAAAAAUAUAUACAAAAAUGAAUUUUAUCAGCAAAGCCUAAGUAUUAAACCCAGCAAGGAAUUACAAGCAAGGACGAAUUUGGUUUUAAAGAGUUUGUGAGAUUUCCUACAAUCUGUAAAGCUAACAAUAACAAAAACGAAAGUAGUGUGUGCUACGAUUAAAAUGUUCUGACUGUGCCUAGUAUGUGUGAACUACACAGAGGAAAUUUAGUUUAACAGAAGUAAUCAGAACGGAUUUAAGUGCAGGCGGCUUUGCGCUCAGUUUUCUUACCGUUGCUUUGCUUUAUAGCAUAAUAUCUGCCCCUCGGAAGCACUGCAUUUUCCAAGGCAGAUAAAAAGUAACGGCACUUGGCGAUCGAAGAGACCUUGCUUUAACGAUUCAUACCGCGGAGCUGAUGCCAACUUCGCCCCUGUCGUAUUGGAAUAUAGGAAAUAGCUUUAAGUACUUGAACGUCGUGGUAAACAAUUUAGAAAGUUUUCGGCAAGUCAUUGGUUCAAUACUACCUUACAUUUGCGGAAUUCGGAGCGGCUUGAAAAAAUUAUAAUUGCGCAAUAUUUCUCCAAAUAAAUUGGUAACGCAUACAAUUUUUUGGAUUGCAAUGGUUUCCGUAGAUCUUCCAUAAAUUUUCCGUAUAUAUCUUUUUUAAUAUAAUAUAUGCGAAGUGAUAAUCAAGAGAAAAUAUGCAAAUAUUAAAAAAAUAAAUAACAUUCUGCCAAAUAGCCGUGCAAUCACCAUAAUUUACAGACAAAAAGUCAAAUUGACGGACUGUCGCUUAAACAAAUAACAUAGAAGCAAGCGGUCACAAUCGUAAUAUAAUGACAUUAAUUUCCUGGAGAAAUUAAAAAAAAGUGUAGCAUUUGCUAAAUUAUUUUGACCAUCAUUAGCAAUCAAGUUGUGUUUAGCCAGAUUACGAGGAAAAUUGCAAUAACGUAAGCAAAGAAUAAACGAAAUAUCAACGGGCCGACAUGAAGUACAUUACAGGAGAGAGUGGUGGUAAUAAUCACAACAUAUGUGGAACCAAUGACAAUUCUGAUAAAGAGAGCGAUUUUACUAAAAAUCACAUCUCAUUCAGUGAGCAGGUUAGCACUGUAACUAAUUUUUUUGAAAGCUGGAAUGAUUGCGAGCGAACAGUUGUUAUAUAUGCUCUGAUGAAACGUUUGAGAUAUCCUAGUUUAAAGUUCUUGCAGUACGCUAUUGAUCAUGCCCUUACACAAAGCUUAGGCUCAGAGGCUAAUCUCAGUAGCGUUAUCACCGACAUAAAUGCGAACAACCCAUCGUAUUUGCAAAAUCUAUUAAACGCCUACAAGACGUUGCAUUUGAAUGAUGCCGUGGAUGCUUUGACAUCCGGGUCGACAGACAAGGAAUCCACUCCCUGCUAUGGCUCUGAUUUUCAAAUUACAAAUUGCGAUGAACGCAAGUUUUACGAAAAAAAGAAAGAAAUAUUAUGCGAGAUGCUAAACAUGCUACCGCUAUUAAAGCCGGGAAACGAUGACGCAAAGUUAGCUUAUUUGGCUCUUAUUCCAGCAGCAGUUAGGGAUACUAUGAAUCAGCGUGUCCCCACGGAGUUGGUCCAACAAAUAUUCUCAUACAUGCUUAUUCACCCCGCUACAAGUAACGAAGACCGCCGAUCGCUAAAUGUUUGGUUACGACAUUUGGAAGAUCACUUGCAGGCUACAGAAAAGUUGACAGAACCAAAAAUACCCAACAACUAUACCAUGAAUCAGAAUAUAACAGUUGGUUCGGAUGCAUCAGUUUCGUCUCUGACAUCGUCCUCGUCUAUGUCAAACAAUUCGAUGUCAUCGUCUGGCAGUUUGGCUACAGGUCUUGGAAUAAAUACUCAUGCAACGUUCCGAAAUGUUGAUUGGCAAACUAUUGCUCCCCCAAGCAAACAACACCAGCACCACCCACUACAAAAUCCGCUUCAACAACCAAAGUCAUUGCCGGACUGGUCUAGCUUCGUGCGGAGGGAUAGUGGAUUUUCUAGCACUGGUGUCUGCAAUUUAAGCGGUAUUAGCUCUAGCAGUAGUGGCAGCAGUUGUAGCAAUCGGCGAAACAGUAGCAUUACCGACCAACUCUGUGAUAAUUUCAAUGGUAUUAAUCUAAACGAAUUAGGAUCUAGUCAAAAUAAAUUGGGCCUGUCUUUGAAUAUUGCUACGAUUGGCAGUGAAACACAUGCAGAGGAAUCAUCAUUAGUCAAUGGAGUAGCUGCAGCAGCCGUUGCAACGGCUGGCACUGGAAUGCCUGCCCUCUUUGGUAAUAAUAAUAACCCAAUGAUAAAAAUCAUGAGCAGCAGUGGUCCUAAUAACGCCAAAUUAUGCGCCAGCAAUAGUACUAAUAGUUCCAACAACGAUGAGCAUGACACAUCCUUUUCCAAGAAUGGCACUGAAAUCGUCGACUUUGAGCCUCAUAUCAUUAUUAAUGUCAGUGAUGAGUGCAACAAUGGUUCUUCGGCAUCUGUAAGUCAAGACCAAAAUGGAACCGGUACCGUACAACAAAAGUCGUUGCAGCCCCAAAUGGCGUAUAGUUCGGUGCUGGUGAGUAAUUAUGAACAAAUGGAUGAGACACGCUGGAGUUUGGAUGGAAAGCUGGCUGCAUUUAAGACUCGUCGCUCAAAUAGCCUUACGACGCAAGCUAUAUCCACGUCCUCCUCGUCCUCCAAUUCUUCGGUGAUUACUGUCAAUGAUAAUUGUUCAAAUUCUACCGAAAAUUUGGCACAGUUUGCGAAUAAACCGCGAAGUUUCUCGCUUUCAAUAGAACAUCAAUGUGGAGUUUUAGCUAAUAGUGGUUCGGAUACCCGACUCGAUGAUUUCAAGCCUGGCUAUAUAAAAUUUCAAACGCGAAAUGUUGGCAUGUCAAAUAUUGGGUUGUGGUUGAAAUCUUUACGGCUGCAUAAGUACAUUGACCUAUUCAAAAAUAUGACUUACGAAGGUAUGUUAUGCAUCACAGAAGAAUACCUGCAAGGUCUGGGCGUCACCAAAGGUGCCUCGCACAAGCUGGCUCUAUGCAUAGAAAAACUAAAGGAUCGUGCGAAUCACCUAAGCAAACUAGAGAAAGAUUUGCUAAAUGGUCAAGCAAAAAUACAAACCGCAGUGGAGGAUUUGGCAAACAUGGUCCUUUCACCAAUGAAACCUGUGGAAGCUGUUACAUGCGGAACCAAUGAAGAUAAUGUAGCGCUCAGCUUUUUGAAAGUUGUUGAUUUGGUGGGCUCGAUGAUUCAACAUGACUCUUGCGCACCUCAAGAUGAAGAAAGUAUUAAUGUUCUAAUGUGGGUACUUGACCGUUCGGUACACAACGAGGCUUUUGUGAAUCAUUCAACUCCACUUAAAGAAUUGAAGUUCAAACUCUCAAAGCUGAAAAUGUCAAUUGGCCAUAAGGCGCACCACGUCAAAAAUGGAAGUGCGGGAAGUUUAAGUAAACCUAGGUGGGGGGGUAAAUCUCGCAAAUGUGACAUAAAGAAUGGAAGCAAUGACCGCAUCAACCAUAGGAAAAAUUCGAACGAUACGCUCAAUUUCUCAACGAAUUGCGCGCCCACAAAUCAGCAGCAACAUCAUCAUGUCAAUCACUCACAACCAGGUGAUUACGAAAAAUUCACCCAUAUAAUUAACGGAAGCGUAGGUGGUAACAACAGCAGCAAUGGCGGUGUCUCACAGCAUCAAUACAAAAGUUCAUCAUACCCCAACUUCAUGAGCAACCAACAUCAGCAGGGAAAGCAGCAACACCACAAUCAUUCACAAUUAACGCAACAGCAACAGCAACCACAGAUACAACCAACAGGUUUGCCGCAACACACACAUUUCCCCGCGUUGCCCUCUCAUCAACAACAGCAACAACAACAACAUCAUCGAAGAUCUCUCAACAAUUUAAUAGUGGUGUCUGGAGGACCCCAACAACCGCAGAAGAUGGCUUUUAAACCAGGUCAAGGAAUUAUUCCCGCAGUAUCGUCAACCACCGAUGGUCAAAUGCGUCGAACUAGCCUCACGACAGCAAUCGGCAACCAAAGCAGUAGUAAUGUCAAUUUAGGACCAACAUUUACACCAGGUAUUGGAAAUGUAACCGCGAGUGCCGAUUCUUCACAACAACUACCAAAGGUGGCGCAAACACAACAUCAACUGCAGCAGCAACAACCGCAAACAAAUACAAUGACAACAGUUGCCAUGGGGAACUUGCCAAAGUUCGAAGAGCACUUCACCCUAUUCUAACACAAUGCGAAGUGUAGUAACCGCACGCCCAAUACUCGUAGAAUCACAAUUCAGUUAAUGUUUGUGGUUGCGAUGGUCGACUGUGUGUGUAAUCAUUAAACAUGUAAAUUAUUUGUGUUUACUUUCCUAGUUUCCAUUGUAAUUUCUAUUCUAUUGGUGGAUAAAGAAACACUGAAAAUUGAAAGGAUGUGCUAAUCGAAAUAGAAGAAGUAAUUAGAAAAAAUGCAUCGCGACGAUGAGACUGACUAAAAUUACUUUCUGGUAUUAGGAAUAAACGAUUAAAAUGCCCAUGAAAACUCUGACGCUCAAUUGUUAACACUAAUUCAAAUUGAAUAAAGAGGGGCGGAUGUAACCUGGAUAAAACUUAUCAAUGUCGGGCAUCACUCUCAUACGGAACGUAAUUGCUGAAUUUAAUUUUAACUAAAAAAACAAACAAAAAAUACAACAAAGUAAGGAAUUUAGUAUGAAAACGCUUAAAUAUUUUAUUAAGCCCUUUAGAAGGAAUGAGAAAAGCUUUGAAAUUUUUGACUAAUCAAGAAAAACUGUGUAAAGCUGAACUUUCAUUCAAAUUAUACGUAUAUGCGCAUGUAUUCAAAACAUAUAUAUUGCAAUAAGAAGUCAACUAUAUAAAUAUUAUUGCUAAGUUGAAAUUAUAUAGUCAUAUAAACAUUUUUGUAAGCUCCUUGCGCAGCAUCUCGACAUAAUAGCUGUUUAUAUGUAGUGUAACCUGUUUUGUGAUCAAGGAUUAGUGAGCGGAUGGGUGCUGCGCAAAAUGGGGCACAUAUACAUAGAUACGUAUGUUUCCACGCUCGGGCUGCUGUUUAUAUUUUUAUUUUGAAACAUUUUAACAUGAUACCUAUUUUAGUGUAUUGUAUUGUAAUUUCACAUAUAUUUGUAACUGUAUUUAUAUGUAUGCCUUUAAGUGUUUAUUAUACGAGAAAAUUAUGACCACGAUAAGCCCACAACGAUCACCAUAUAAUGCUACUUUUCUAUUGGAUCGCUCGUAUAGGUGUCCCUCCUUUGCCGAGGGAUUCUUAAAUGCUUGCAUGGCAAGAGCGAGUAAAAAGAAGUUGUAGUUUUUGUAAAUAUAAAGGAAAAUUUAUUAUUAAUUUAGAGUAAUAA
Molecule: messenger RNA, 5577 nt
Organism: Anastrepha obliqua
Lineage: Eukaryota; Metazoa; Arthropoda; Insecta; Diptera; Tephritidae
Gene: smg
Product: protein Smaug
Exons: 7
Coding region: 1222-4455 (1077 amino acids)
Biological process (GO): nuclear-transcribed mRNA poly(A) tail shortening; negative regulation of translation; regulation of DNA-templated transcription
Cellular component (GO): P-body
Molecular function (GO): translation repressor activity; protein binding; mRNA binding
Source: RefSeq, a predicted model, not a curated record